AUGGCGAAUAAAGGACCAAGCUAUGGUUCAUUGGCGGAACGAGAACGAACUAUGGCUGCUAAACGCAGCACUCCUUUGGAUGAUGAAGCUCAGCACUGGAUAGAAGCAAUUAUAGGAGAAAAAUUUCCCAGUGAAAAAGCUGCACUGGCGUAUGGUGUGUUGAGUUCUGAUUUAUUUCAAACAGUUGAUUUAUUUGAAAAACGCAAUAUUCCACAAGUGACAUUAGCCGUUCAUGCGCUUGGACGUGCUGCACAAAAGAAAGGAUUUAAAGGUCCAGUAUUAGGUGUGAAAGAAAGUGAAGCAAAUCAACGUGACUUUAGUGAAGAACAAUUACGUGCUGGCCAAGGAAUGAUUGGACUAUUGAAUGAUGGAAUGAAUAAAGGUGCAAAUCAAUCAGGACAAAAUAUGGGUUUAUCGAGACAUAUAUAA
Molecule: messenger RNA, 429 nt
Organism: Didymodactylos carnosus
Lineage: Eukaryota; Metazoa; Rotifera; Eurotatoria; Philodinida; Philodinidae
Source: the annotation of a GenBank genome assembly